Molecule: messenger RNA, 548 nt
Organism: Oppiella nova
Lineage: Eukaryota; Metazoa; Arthropoda; Arachnida; Sarcoptiformes; Oppiidae
Source: the annotation of a GenBank genome assembly
CCAACAAUUACUUUAUUGAGUCAAAUACCAUUAAAAUAUUUUAACAAAAAUGAACCCAUGUUUCGAAACUGGAUUAAAUCACAUAAAAGGCAAAUGACGAGAAUUUGCCGCCGGGUUUUGUCGGGGCUCGGGGUCGACGAAAUAGGCCCUCCCUUUGGGACUACAAAUACAUUAAUGGUAAGCGUAAUGGUGUCGAGGAAUACAAGACAUUCACAGAAGUGUUUCCCGAUCUGUGGCCACAUCUCAAAGAGGAACCGAUUGAGACAAACGAUGAGCUGAUGUCCGCACGACUGGCCUCUGGCAAGAAGAGCGACACAAUUGUAUAUAAAGACGGCUUCUUAGGUGUGAGGGGAUAGUCACCCGACGAUCACAAUUCAACCCCAAUAAUAAUAUACAUGUUUUUGCAAUUUAAUUGUUAUUUUUAUUUAAUUUUAUGAUAACAAGAAAAGAGUGAAUAAAAUCUAAUAUGAAAAUCAGUGACAAAAUAUACUUGUAAUCAAAUGUUUAGCAAAAAUCAUACAAAUAAAUAUAUCUGGAAUUAUUAUUAA